AUGCGGGCGAUUGUGCCGCGGAAGGGCGCCUCCCUCACGUGUCACGGAUUGUACACAGUCAACGACGAAUCGCAACUUUGCAAGCCUUUCAUCAUCAACCAAGACGAAGUAUUCUUCUCCAAGGAGUAUCGUGGCGAUGAUAUUCCCAAAAAGGCCAAUCGUAGGACCGCCACGCGAAAUCGUGUCAUGCUGGACCUUGUGGGUGGCAAGAAAUCGACGGCAGCGAAUAAUGAGCGCAUGCUCUCCGAGAAGGCCGUACGCGACGCCAACAUGGCUAUCGAUUCGUUCGAGGAGAGAAAGAGGUUGAUCAUGCAACAUGGAGCCGCAUACGAAUUGACGGGAGAUGUCAAACAUUUACGACAAAUGAAGUCGAUCUUGGAAAAGCUCGAUCCAUCUUUGCAAGAGCUUACGCCUGCUACUCAUCACAUGUUUCUUCUGCUCGAAGGUCAUCAUGUCCUUACAGAGGAAGAGUGCAAAGCAACGCAAGCGGAAAUCGCCAAAAAGUGGCCAGAAAUUGUUGAUACUUGCGGCAAGUUCUGCACCAGACUCACGCCAGAGAUCCCGCGAUUUUUCAUUUUUCGCCGAAUCAUUUCCGUAUAG
Molecule: messenger RNA, 600 nt
Organism: Dissoconium aciculare CBS 342.82
Lineage: Eukaryota; Fungi; Ascomycota; Dothideomycetes; Mycosphaerellales; Dissoconiaceae
Exons: 1
Coding region: 1-600 (199 amino acids)
Source: RefSeq, a predicted model, not a curated record